GGAGGAGAGGAGUUUCUGAGACCUCACCUACAACAUGCACCUACCAUUGACUCUUGAACACCAGAAAAUGCUAUUAUGCAAAAUGUGCUGUUCAGAUCCAUAUCUAUCAUUACUUAUGCUUUCUUUAAAAUGUAUUUUCAUCCUGUAUACAAGGAAGAAAAAAAUGAUUUGGAAGUUACUUAAGAAAACAAUUCUUCUCUUCAUGACUGUGGUUGGCAUUCUGGGAAACUUGUCUGUUUUUGUGAAUUAUAUGUUCAGUUGGUGGGGAUGCCUUGAGAAGAAACCCAUACACCUUAUUCUCAUCCACUUGACUUUGACAAACAUUGUAAUCUUUCUUGCAAAAGGAUUGCAACAGACUACUGUAGUUUUUGGUUUGAGAGACUUCCUAGAUAACUUAGGCUGUAAGAUCAUUGUUUACCUGGAGAGGGUGGCUCAUGGUCUCUCCCUCUGCACCAGCAGUCUCCUCACUGUGGUCCAGGCCAUCAUCAUCACUCCCAGAGCAUCUGGAUGGGGGAGGCUCAGGCCAAUGACUUCUUGGCACAUCCUUCCAUUUUUCCUAUUCUUUUGGAUACUCAAUGCUUUAAUAAAUAUGAACCUAAUCAAUUCCAUCACAAGUACAAGACUGAAUAUAUCACAGGUUAAGAGUGAUGACAACUAUUGCUAUUUUAUUUUACCAAUUCAGAAAAUAAAAUGGAUUGUUCUCCCUCUCAUGGUUCUGAGAGAUGCAGUGUUCCAAGGUGCCAUGGGAGGGGCCAGCGGCUACAUAGUAUUUCUUCUCCACAAGCAUCACCAGCAUGUCCUCUACCUUCAGAACUCCAAGCUUCUCUACAGAACUCCCCCUGAGCUGAGAGCUGCUCAAAGUGUCCUCCUUCUGAUGCUCUGUUUUGCUUUCUUCUACUGGACAGAUUGUGACUUUUCUCUAAUUUUAAGUCUCUCCUCAAGCGACAAUACCUUGAUGGUAAAUCCUAGAGAACUUCUGACCCUUGGUUAUGCAACUUUUAGCCCCCUGGUGCUGAUACACAGGGAUGGGUCUCUGCUUGAAUAUUGGCAGUCUCAGUCAAAGAAACUGAGAAAAUGUCUCUCAAUUAUAUGUUCAAUGAGGAAGAAAAAACUCUCAGUUCUGCAAUAUUGUGGGUAAGAAAAAUUUCACACAGCAGUUUAAGCAUUUGUUUUUUUCAACCAAUAAUCUUGGUUACUCAAGCCAUGCAUU
Arvicanthis niloticus (Nile rat) is the source of this 1210-nucleotide messenger RNA. RefSeq names its product vomeronasal type-1 receptor 4-like. The record is from RefSeq and is a predicted model, not a curated record. Gene Ontology annotation, molecular function: pheromone receptor activity. Gene Ontology annotation, biological process: G protein-coupled receptor signaling pathway. NCBI's taxonomy places the organism in Eukaryota, Metazoa, Chordata, Mammalia, Rodentia, Muridae. Gene Ontology annotation, cellular component: membrane.